UGUCAUGUUCCCUGCUCAGAAGACUGUGUCAUGUCUGAAUGGGGUGUUUGGUCCAAGUGUCCCGAUCCAUGUUCUGGUAUCAAUGGCCCGAACAUCAGAGUUCGUGAACGGCAUAUAUUAGCUUACAAUAAUCCAGGUGGCCGUCCAUGUCCAAAAGAUAUUAAACAGAAUGAACCUUGUCCAAUAAUCAUUCAAUGUGCUAUUUAUUAUUGGAAGUCAAGUGGUUGGGGUCCAUGUAUCUCUACUUGGGACACAGGGUGUGAGGAUGUGGUGCGGCCGAAAGACUCUCAGACCUGUAAUAUAGAAUGUCCUAAAGAUUGUACUGUAUCAGAGUGGUCUCAUUGGUCAGAUUGUGGAGUGGAGUGUCUAGAUGUCACAGAUGUGUCUUGUCGUCAUGCCAAUGGUACCGAACAUCCAAUAGAUACCUGUCUUAGAAAUAUAGGCGCCGUGCCAAAACAACUGGAAGGAUGUCAUGUGUCAUGUGCCAAGGAAUGUCAGAUUUCUGAUUGGUCAACUUGGAGUGUUUGUGUUGGAGGGUGUAAUGGGUACAGUCAUCGAACAAGGAAAUUAUUAGGCGAGAGCAAAUAUAGAGCAGAAUGUAAAAAUACAGAUUUAUACUCGUUAGAUCAGCGUAGAAAAUGUUUAUGUAAUGUUUUACGUCCGGUGGUCAUAGGAAGCUACUCCGACUGUAUUUUAAAUGGGCAACGGGAUACCAAUAAAACAGCUUAUGACAAUGGCGUUGACCAGGCGUAUUGUGGUACCGGUAAAAAAUAUAAAGUUGUGGCCUGUAGAAAUGAUCAACAUGAUUUAGAACAGGCUUCAAAAUGUUCUCAAAGUGGUUAUGAAGAAGAUAUAUGUUUUGAAGCUUGUCCUAUUGAUUGUGUUAUGACGGAAUGGAGUGCCUGGUCUCACUGUGGUGUUACCUGUGGUUCCGGUAUGCAGGUCCGAUUCCGCAGCAUAGCGACAUACCCUGCUAAUGACGGCAGAAAAUGUCCCGCUUUAGAUGGCGCUAUGAAGAUUGUCAAAUACUUCUUAAUAAUCAGAGGAAACACCUUAACAGAUUUUGAAACUCAGAGUCGUGUGUGUACAGUGGACUGUAAUCAUUAUGUAUGGGUGGAAGAUGAAUGGGAUUCUUGUAUCCCCCAGGCUGGUGCUGGGUGUGGUCAGGGCCGUCAGAUUCGCUUAGUCAGAUGUCAAUCUAUCAGUGAAAACAGCAAUAUAAUAGGUUUUGUUGAUGAUAUUUAUUGCCGUGGUAAAGAUCGGCCGUUAGAAAGACGUAGUUGCUAUCUGUCUUGUCCAGGAGAAUGUGUUCUUAGUGAAUGGUUACCAUGGAGUUCCUGUCAGCAGCCUUGCAAUGGUCAGCAAACACAAAAGAGAGUACGAAAGAAGAUGAGAGAAUCAUCAAAAUAUUAUGCCAAUGAGAAAUGUGGUCAGCUUGUAGAGGAGAGAACCUGCUUAAAGGGAGAUAACUGUAUUGAGUAUAGCUGGGAAUUGUCUGACUGGUCAACAUGUCUGGUUAACAGUGGCUAUGAGACGUGCGGUGUGGGUCAUAAAGAGAGAUAUUCUAUUUGUAGAAAUAGUCAACGUAAAAUAGUUCCUAAUUAUAUGUGUGAACAGAUCCUAGGAAAGAUAAAUGAACCUUUGGUAGCGUCGUGUGAGAUACCAUGUGAUAUAGAUUGUCUGCUCUCUGAUUGGUCAGAUUGGAGUAUCUGCAGUCAAACGUGCGGUCUAGGUACAUCAACAAGAUACAGAACAAUGAUUCAGUCACCAAUUGGUAAUGGUAGAAAAUGUCCAGAUAAAUUUAAACAAACUCGUCCUUGUUUUUUAACUGGGUGUUAUUAUUGGAAAGUUUCUGAAUGGUCAACAUGUAUUAAAGAGGUAACUUCAUUUGUAAUUCAAUUCAUUUUGUUCUAUACUAUAUAG
Messenger RNA from Lottia gigantea (owl limpet), 1923 nucleotides. RefSeq lists its product as hypothetical. The transcript has 14 exons. The record is from RefSeq and is a predicted model, not a curated record. Gene Ontology annotation, cellular component: extracellular matrix. NCBI's taxonomy places the organism in Eukaryota, Metazoa, Mollusca, Gastropoda, Lottiidae. The annotation marks the transcript as partial. Gene Ontology annotation, biological process: cell adhesion.